AUGUUUAUGGCAAGGUCGGAAUACGACCGGGGCAUCAACACCUUCUCCCCUGAAGGCCGCCUCUUCCAAGUCGAGUACUCCCUCGAAGCGAUCAAACUCGGCUCGACUGCCAUUGGCGUCGCCACCUCAGAAGGCGUGAUCCUGGGCGUCGAAAAGCGCGUGACCUCGACCCUCCUCGAGACCUCGUCCGUCGAGAAAAUCGUCGAGAUCGACCGGCACAUUGGGUGCGCCAUGUCCGGCCUGCAGGCCGACGCGCGCUCCAUGGUGGAGCACGCCCGCGUGGAAUGCCAGUCGCACUCGUUCAACUACAACGAGCCCCUGCGGGUCGAGAGCUGCACGCAGGCCAUCUGCGACCUGGCGCUGCGCUUCGGCGAGUCGGCCGACGGCGAGGAGAGCAUCAUGAGCCGGCCCUUUGGCGUGGCCCUGUUGAUUGCGGGCUACGACGAGGACGGGCCGUCUCUAUACCACGCCGAGCCUUCGGGGACGUUCUACCGCUACGACGCCAAGGCGAUUGGGAGCGGCAGCGAGGGGGCGCAGGCGGAGUUGCAGAAUGAAUACCACAAGUCCCUCACCAUCGCAGACGCCGAGACGCUGGUGCUCAAGACGUUGAAGCAGGUCAUGGAGGAGAAGCUCGACUCAAAGAACGUGCAACUGGCCAGUGUCACCAAAGACCGCGGCUUCAGAAUAUACACGGAUGACGAGAUGGCUGCCGUGGUAGAGCGGCUGCCAGCCAACUAA
Parathielavia appendiculata is the source of this 738-nucleotide messenger RNA. RefSeq names its product N-terminal nucleophile aminohydrolase. The coding region runs from base 1 to 738 and encodes 245 amino acids. The record is from RefSeq and is a predicted model, not a curated record. The transcript is spliced from 4 exons. Gene Ontology annotation, biological process: proteasome-mediated ubiquitin-dependent protein catabolic process. NCBI's taxonomy places the organism in Eukaryota, Fungi, Ascomycota, Sordariomycetes, Sordariales, Chaetomiaceae. Gene Ontology annotation, cellular component: proteasome core complex; nucleus; proteasome core complex, alpha-subunit complex.